This is a messenger RNA of Limulus polyphemus (Atlantic horseshoe crab), 1443 nucleotides long. RefSeq names its product amino acid transporter AVT1J-like. Gene Ontology annotation, molecular function: L-proline transmembrane transporter activity; L-alanine transmembrane transporter activity. Gene Ontology annotation, biological process: L-alanine transport; amino acid transmembrane transport. Gene Ontology annotation, cellular component: vacuolar membrane. The coding region runs from base 51 to 1349 and encodes 432 amino acids. The record is from RefSeq and is a predicted model, not a curated record. NCBI's taxonomy places the organism in Eukaryota, Metazoa, Arthropoda, Merostomata, Xiphosura, Limulidae. The transcript has 7 exons.
AUCUACAAAAAGAGAUUUGUCCAAUUAUUCUUUUUUAUAUACGAAUAGUAAUGGAUAUUGAAAACGUACCUUUUGUCUCUCCAGUUGAAAAUGAUUCCAACAAAAGCAUCACGGGCAUGUCUACGUUUACUGCAGUCAUUUUUGUAAUUGGAGCAAUGGUUGGAAGUGGCGUUCUGGUUCUUCCACAUGCAGUUGCUGACGCAGGUUGGACAGGAGUUCUCCUUAUCGUUGUUUGUUGUGCUAACUCUGGUUAUUGUGGGAUCAUUUUGGCUCGUUGUUGGAUUAUCCUAGAGGAGAGGUGGAAAGAAUAUCAAAAUAAAGUCCGGAUUCCUUAUCCUCUCAUCGGUUUCCGGGCCUGGGGGCGUUUCAUGAGAGCUGCAGUAUCUUUAUGUUUAAAUUCUACCCUAUUCGGAGUCGCAACAGUAUUUCUUUUGCUGGCAUCUCAACUCGUCCAGUCAGUAGGAGACCAAUUCAACAUAUCUUUUUGCUACUGGAUCCUAAUAUUUGGGACCAUCUUAUGCCCUCUUAUGUGGCUUGGAACACCCAAUGAGUUUUGGCCAGUUGCAGUCGGAGCUCUCGGAACUACUACGUGUGCCUGUUUUCUGCUAUUUGUAAAUAUUUUAAUGGACAACCAUAACGUUGAAGAUGUCAUCACAUUUCCAACACCCACCGUAAAGUCGUUCUCUCUUUCUUUUGCGACAAUUCUUUUCGCGAUCAGUGGGAGUUCAACGUUACCGACCAUUCAGAAUGACAUGAAGGACCGCUCUAAGUUUUCAAUGGUCGUGGCUAUUGGUUUUUUUGCGUUGCUGGUUUUAUAUCUACCUGUUGCUGUUGCUGGAUAUGCUGUAUAUGGAGGACAAGUGAGAAAUAACGUUAUUCUAUCUCUGUCUUCUGGUCCUAUUAGAACAACGAUUGAGAUUAUGUUGGCUGGACAUUUCUUGUUUUGUUUUUUAAUAGUCAUUAACCCCACGUGUCAAGAACUAGAAGAGAUGCUUUGUGUGCCACAUGUGUUUAAUUGGAAACGAUGUUUAUCGAGAACUACAGUCAUGGUAGUUGUAGUGUUUGUAGCAGAAACAGUACCGCACUUUGAGAAAAUCUUGAAUCUGUUUGGAGGAUCAACAACAACGAUCCUAACUUUUGUUUUUCCACCAUUGUUUUACUUGAAGCUCUCCUACCAGAAACAAUCCGAUUGGCCUGAAAGGACCGUGCCUCUUUAUCAAAAAAUCUAUUUCAUCCUGGUUAUUACGACUGGUCUGGUAGGAGGCGCAAUUUCUACGUUCUCUGCAGUCCAAGACAUAUUUUCUGCUUUAGUUUUUUCGCCACCAUGUUACAUCAGUAACACUGCAUAGACCGUCCCAAUACUGUCAAGAUACGCCAUUAGAAGUGUGUUUAUCUAAGAAAUAAAUAGAUCUAUGAAUAUAUACAUAUAUAUUAACAAACUAU